Messenger RNA from Dunckerocampus dactyliophorus (ringed pipefish), 7025 nucleotides. It is a transcript of the gene efna3b, whose product is annotated as ephrin-A3b. Gene Ontology annotation, molecular function: ephrin receptor binding. Gene Ontology annotation, biological process: ephrin receptor signaling pathway; axon guidance. The transcript is spliced from 6 exons. NCBI's taxonomy places the organism in Eukaryota, Metazoa, Chordata, Actinopteri, Syngnathiformes, Syngnathidae. The record is from RefSeq and is a predicted model, not a curated record. Gene Ontology annotation, cellular component: plasma membrane. Bases 575 to 1240 code for a protein of 221 amino acids.
AGAUGAUAGGUGGAGUGCUUGACGAAAACUUGGAAGUGGCAGCAAUACCCGAUGUGCUUCGCCACCACGUUGGUGGACUGCGUCUGUGACGUCAGAAGGAGUGGGCGGAGCCAGGAAAGUGAACGAGCGCUGCCUGCCAAAAGGAGGGAGACGGAGGAGAGGAGCUGGAGGCAGGCAGGAAGGCAGGCAGUUCAUCGGAGGGAGCGAUGGUUCUUGUCGUCGACUUGAGCCUUGGAUGAAAUUCAUGCGUGGAAAAUCUAAAUAUAUAUUUCAAAAAAAGCUGCAUCAAGUAUAAAGAAGUUGGACUUGCUUUAUUUUUUUUUUAAUAAUUUUAUCACCGGUGCCUAAUUUGCACGUCGGCAACUCUUCAGCCUUUUACUGGAGCGUUGCAUGCACGGCGGAAGAAGACCGACCUCCCUCGUUGACCGUCCCCGCCACCCGCACUCUUCUGACGGACUCAUCGGCAGCUUUACCCGGCGUUAGCUGGGAUGUGUGAGUGGCGCUCUUUGGUGGGCUGAAGGCACCGAGAGAGCGGCCCCAAGACACCGAAGGGAGGGGUGGGGGAGCCGAGAGCAUGGCUCUGGUACCGCUGUCUCUCUGGGUGCUAACUACUCUCACCUGGGCCAACCUGCUCCAGGUGUCCGCCAACAGGCACUCCAUAUACUGGAACAGCUCCAACAUCCAUCUGCGUCGUGAGGGCUACACAAUGCAGGUGAACGUCAACGACUACCUGGACAUCUACUGCCCGCACUACAACGACAGCCAGCGCAUGGUGGGCACCAGUGAGCAGUACGUCCUUUACAUGGUCAGUUACCGCGGCUACAGGAGCUGCGACCCCCAGAUGGGCUUCAAGAGAUGGGAGUGCAACCGACCCCACGCCCCCCACGCGCCUAUCAAGUUCUCGGAGAAGUUCCAGCGCUACAGCGCCUUCUCGCUGGGCUACGAGUUCCACGUUGGACAGGAGUACUACUACAUAUCCACGCCCACCCAUCACCACGGCCGCAGCUGCCUGAGACUACGCGUGUACGUCUGCUGCUCCACAGCCUCUGAUGUGGAUGAUGGGGCAGAACCGACAGAAGCAGACUAUACGCUGACACCAGGCCUAAACAUUGACGACAACGAUGAAUUUAACCCUUCUGUCCCCAAGCUGGAGAAGAGCGUGAGCGGAAGCAGCCCAAGCGGGGAUCGCCUGCUGCUCACCGUCACCAUGCUGCUGCUGGCCGCGCUCUUCGUCUCCUAGCAACGGCCAUCCCAUCAGCAUCACCAUGCCGACUAGCCUUUUGGAGGGUGUAUGGUAUCAGCGGACGGGACAGUGAGGAUGAUGCGCGUGUGUGUGUGUGAGUGUGAGUGUGUGUGCGUGCGUGCGUGUGUGUGUGUGAGCUGGCUGAAUCAUGCAAGCCACGUGAAGCAUUUAUAAAAGUGGCAACAUUAGACUGAAGUUAUAGAAAAAGAAAAAAAAAUACAUUCAAUCCACCCACACACUUUGAGGACUUUCUUCGGAAUCUGAUUGGCUGUUUCACUUCCUGUGGGCUCGUUGCCAUAGUAGACGGAUUGAACUCAAGUCAGCUGAAUCGAAUGGAUUUCUGCGGAAGUGAUUUUUCUUUCUUCCUUCGGGACUUUGUUUGCGAGAAGAUGAGAACGCUGAUAAACACAACACGACGCCCACCCAGCCUGCUUUCAACUUCAAGCGUCCGUCCGCAGCACGUCCUUGAUGAAGUUUGAAGCCUUUCAAGCAUUUAAAUGACCAAAACGGCCGUCGGCGAGCGAGGUUAGCGACGCGCACGCCGGCUUCCCUUUGCAUGUGCACACUCAGCAAUACCGCCCUCCUCUUGGAGCUCACUCCAGCGGGAGGACGAGGAGGUGAUGAAGGAGGCCCGUGGUGGCGUCGCUGUGCUCUGCCAAUCUCAUUGUCCAUUUCCGUCUUAUGUACGCUAGUGUGAGCGUGUGUAGGUGUGUGUAGGUGUGUGUCGGUGUGUGUGGGUGUGUGUGAAGUUGAAAAAAACAGCCUGGAAACACAUUCACAUGUUUUAUAGCAGGGGUGGGCAACCUGCACCCAAUUCUUCAAAUAAUGACCACAUUUAACCGCAUAUAAGACACGUCGUCCUAUAUUCGGCUUACAUACCGUAUAUGCAGUGUCAGAUAUCUCUGCAGCGCCCCCUAUGUGCUGUGUUGUGCAGAAAAAAAUCUUUGGAAGACACGCUAGCAUACAUUUAAUAAAGAGACCCUCAAAGUUGUAACAUCAUUACACAAAUGCGCAAUGACUUACUAAGUCCCGCCCAUUUUGCUCAACGGCGGCCAUGUUUUUCAGCCAAUCCUGCUCAGAUUCGACGCACAUGAGCUUGUCUGUCCCUUCACGAUGUGUACCAAAUUUGGUGCUGAUUCGACUCGACAGCCUAAAGUUACAGCGUUUUUGUAGAGCGCAUUAAGAUCCAACUUUGGGGUUUUAUUAACAAUUUGUCAGAAAAGCAUAUAAGACAUUCAGGGUGCCUGGCGUGAUGAAUGUUCACCCUUUUGUGUUCAGCAGUUCGGAGUCAGCUCACAGCAGCGGUGUCCAAAUUGUGUCCUGGGGGCCAUUUUUGGCCGCCAAACUUGUUUUUUUAUUGCCUCGGCAUAUUGUAAACAUAAAAUGUAGUUUUAGAUAUUACACUCAUUUGCUACAAAAGCUAAGAUGCGGAUGUUGUGUUCAGAUAGUUUAGCACGGAUGUGUCCAAAAUGCAGCCCGAGGGCCAUUUGUGGUCCACGGCUGUUCUUUUAUCGGCCCUCAGCACAUUCUAAAAAUAUAAUCUAACAAGAAAAUAGAUGAAAAAAACACAAUAGCAGCAAUUGAAAAAAAAACCCAGCAGAAACGUUAUGAGAAUAAAGCCAACAUAUUAAGAGAAGAUGUAUUGGAACGGGAAAAAAAGUCGUAAUUUUAUGAAAAUAAUCAUGUAAUACCAUCAGGAAAAAUAAUGUAGUUUUGGUAGCUUCAAGUUGAAAUCAUAAAGAAAAAAAGAUGUAAAAAUGAGACGCAACAUUAUGAGAAAAAUAGAAAACAAAUAAAGGUGUAAUUUUUUGGAAAAUUAGGUUGGGCAAAAGUUAUAAUAUUACAAGAAUGAAUUCAAAAUAUUACGGGAAUAAAGUCAUAAUUCCAGUAUGAAAAUGUACAAGACCAGAGUUGAAAUAGUUGGAAACUAAAACAAAAAAAACAACAGCAGAAAUGGAAAAAAUGGCUGAAAUUUUAGGAGAAUAAAGUCAAAAUAUUAAGAGAAUAAAGGUCGCAACUUUACAAAAAUAAUCAUAUAAUAUCAUCAGGAAAAAUAAUGUAAUUUUAGUAGCUUAAAGUUGAAAUGUUAAAGAAAAAACAACAGCAGAAAUUUAAAAAAGCGGGUGAAAUUUUAGGUGAAUAAAGUCGUAAUAUUACGGGAAUGUCAUUUUAGUCGUAUCACAAAGCUGAAAUGCAGUUUUUCCUUGAAGUAUAUAUCACUUUUUAGCAUAUUGCUUUACAAAAUAUCAAAGUGGCAAAAUUGCAUCCAGUGUGUGGCCCUGGCUGGAAAAGGUUUGGACACCCCUGGUUUAGCAUAUACUGACCUACAUGAAAUUGAUUUCAGCAUCUUGAAUGUACAAAAAGACCCAAAGUGCCCCCGAAGCAAACAAAAACAUACAGUCAUGUCAAAAAUGAGGACACCCAUUGAAAUAAUUGAGUUUGUAAUGGUCGUCUUAUAUUCGGGUCAAAGGAACAUGAAAGUCUCAUAUACUGGAAUUCCAAACAUUAGUAAAUCCUUGAAGGACUUUGCAUAGAAAAGUAUGGCAGCAAAAAGGUAGCCCACCCCUGAAAAAAAAAUAGCAUCCGGCAUCCACACGCCACUAACUAACGUACCGAGGAGAGGUUGUGUUGAGCCAAAGGACACACCGCAACUCCUGUAGCUGCUUGAAGCGGAGCGUUCCCAUGGCAACUAGCACCUUCUUUCACCAUGGAUACCCCAACAACCCCUGCCAGCCCGCCAUGGACUCAAGUUGGGAUGCUCUGAUUGGACGCCGACUCUUCGCUACAACCUUACAAGCGACAUGUGAGGCGUUCAAGCGCCGGUGUAAAUCAGAGAGACUGUCAGACUGGAUGGUGAAUGAACAUUUCAGUGUUUUCAGAUGUAAUGAAAGUGGGGUUUUUUUUGUUUGUUUGUUUUAUACAAACUUGAAACUCAGUGUCCUUCAGUGUAGCUUUGUUUUUUAUUCCUUUGCUGUGACGUGUCUUUGUUAGUGGUGAUGAAAAACAUGGAGCCAUAUGUCAACUUGGGCUGACUGCUUAGCAAACCUUGGAUUUUACUUUCUUUUUGUAGAGGUUUUCUUUUGCAUCCUACUGGAAACAUACUGUACAGUGACUUGGUUCUGUAUCCUGGGGUACAGUGGGACCUCUAAGGCAAAACACAAUCUAUUCCGAGACCAUACCUGCCAACAUUUGCAUUUGAAAAUAAGGGAAAUUCUGGUCUUCCACCAGAAUAUCGGUCGGAAUUCUGGUGGAAAAUGAAAUUAUUAGGGGGAAAGUAAUGAGUGGAAAAUGGAAAGACCACAAUUUAGCUUAUUUUCCACAUUAAAAUUCUGGUGGAAAAUGAAAUUAUUAAGGGAAAGCAAUGAGUGGAAAAUUAGAAGACCACAAUUUCCCUUAUUUUCCCUCAUUUUCUGAAAACUUUCCCUUGCCCCAUAUUUUGUCUAAUUUUCUGAAAAAAAAUCCCAUAUUCCCAAUUAAGAGAAAAUGAGGGGAAAAUAAGGGAAAUUGUCGAAAUUUUUUCUGAAAAUGUUCCCUUGUUUUUCCUGAAAAUAAGGGAAAUUGUGGUCUUCCACCAGAAUUAUAGUUGAAAUGCUGUUGAAAAGACCACAAUUUCCCUGGAAGUACCCGGAAACCGGAGUACCCGGAGAAAACCCACGCACGCACGGGGAGAACGUGCCAACUCCACACAGAAAUGCGAACCCAGAUCUUCCCGAUCCCCUGACGGUGUGGCCAACAUGCUAAGCAGUCGUUUUCUGAACAUUUUCCCUAUUAUGGUGGAAGGACCACAGUUUCCCAUAUUUUCCCUUAGUCGUGAAUAAGGGACAUUUUUCAGAAUUUUCUCCAUUAUUCUGGAGGAAGACCAGAAUUUCCCAGGAUGAUAGUCUGAAUUUUGGUGGAAAUACCAAAUUUUCCUUAAGUUUCCCUCAUUAUUUUCCCGUAAUAAAUGUUGCCACAAUUUUGACCAUAAUUCUGGAGGAAGACCUGAAGGGAUUUUUUUCAGAAAAUACGGGAAAAUUUUAAGAAAAUUCAGAAAGAACGAGGGAAAAUCUGGGAAAUUGCGGUUGAACAGAAAAUAAGGGAAAUUCUGGUCUAUUAUAGUUGAAAUUAGGGUGGAAAGACCAAAAUUUCCAAUAUUUUCCCUCAUUUUCCCUUAAUGCGGAAUUAAGGGACAUUUCUUGGAAAAUGAGGGAAAUAUGGGAAAUUUUGAGGUUUCAUGGGGAAAAAAAAUCUGUGAUUAUUUUCUGUGAAUUUUUCAGAAAAAUUUCCCUUACCCCAUUCAAGGAAAUUGUGGUCAUUCCACCAGAAUUUGGACCAUUAUCCUGGUGGAAGGUCAGAAUUUCCCUAAUUUUUCCUGAUUUACCCUUAUUUUCUGGACGAUGUCCCCUCCAAAUGUUGACAGACAGAUAUGGAGAUAUUUUUUUCCCAUGAAAGUAAAAAUGUAUUAAAGCAGGAGGGUGCUGCGAAAGAAGGCAAAAUGUUGACAGGUACGUUCAGGACGCCCGUCACCGUCCAAUUUGUUUGCAUGUAGAAGCAAUAAGAAAUGAAUGUAAACUUGAACUUGAUCAGUUCCGGUGUCAAACUAUUAGCCUCAUAAAGCUGUUAUUAACUGUACAGACAAGCUUUUAAGUAACAUUUUACCAGUCUUAAUUGAAAAAGUAUAAAAAAAAAGUGAGCUGCUGUAUAUUAAAACUUUUAAACUUGAUGACAUGCAACAAUACAUUGCAUUCAUUUUUGGGUCCUCUUUUUCAACACCCUCUGUUUAAAAAAGCCAGUGAAACACGUGAUACCAAGUUGCAUUUCUAGGGUUGUCGUCAUGUUUCAUCCUUCUUGCCGUCCCUGGUUGCCUUCUGUGGUGGCACAGAAGGCAACCAAAGGCACCUCAAAGCCAAAUAAAAAGCAAAACAUUUGAAGUUGAUCCUUUCGGGCUGAAGUCUAUCGUGACGUCACUUUUUAGCCAUGUCGUACUGAGCAACCAGGACAGAGACUCACAUGUUCCAUCCGGUUCUAUGGUUAUCGUCACAUGGCACAUGUAAAGUUAAGCCAUGAGGUGUUUGUGAUGUAUUGUUUGUUAUAUUUGGAGUUGUACUUUUCAUAUUUUGUACUGCAACCUUAGAGGUUCCACUGUAUUUCCCCUUUUUUGGUAUUCUAAAUAGGAAUUAUUCAUUCUGUAUUGAAGAAGAAGCUUUUUUUUUUACAUGAUAGUCUGCUUUUAGCUGUAAAAAAAAAAAAAAAGAAUGUGGCCUUUGCAAUCACCUUUGUAUAAAAGUACUACAUACAGUAUAUACAGAAGCACAACUCGAUGGAGUAGUAACGUGUAUGGAUUGUAUAGUCUCACAGCACAAUGCAGUUGUCAUCCAGCCCAGGUGUAUGUAUGGCUACAGGUGGGGAAAGGGGGCAAAUCUUUAAGAAGUUGCACUUAAGAAAUUAGACACAAAAGACCGUGUGUGUGUGUGUGUGUGUGCGUGUGUGUGCGUGUGUGUGCGUGUGUGUGCGUGUGUGUGAGUGAGGAAAACAAAAGCAUUUACUUACGUUGGAAACAACAAUUACAAUCAUGUUUACCUUUCAACUGGAAUGACUUCAAAUGUAAAAGAAACAAACGGUAACAGAGGUUCUAACCAUGAUAGCAAAAUAAUACAAAUCCUACUUUUAACAACACGUGUGUCCGCCUCUCUUAUUGAUACACGCACACGCACAUGCACAUGCUUUGUUCGUUCCAAUUCCAUCUAUGAUGACAAAUGGAGAUGGUGCAGCAAAGGUUUCACCUGCCGUGGCCAAUAGGGAU